GGCUUUUGUUGAAGUGUCAACUAGCAGCAUUUAUAUAUGAAAGUGUUUCGCUUCGUCUUGUCGAAAAAGAAAGAGAAUUAAACCGGCAUUGAAAAUUAAUUCAUUGGUCUAAACAAAUUGGAAAAUCGAUAUUUUAAUUCGUGGUUCGAUUGUUGGUGCUAAGAAAAUUGUGUCCAGUGCAUAAAACACCGACGAAAUUCUUGACUUUUUGAGGGAAAUUGAGAAGGCUGCAACAUGGAUUCAGAUCUCUAUGAUGAAUUUGGCAAUUACAUUGGUCCCGAUUUAGAGAGUGAUGAUGAUGACGAUCAGAGUAUCUAUGGCCAAGAGCCACAAGAUGAUGUGGAUGAUGAUGCCAUGGAUGAAGACGACGAUAAUGUAGUUGAUGACGAAAAGGCAUCACGAGCGGUUGUUUUGCAUGAAGAUAAGAAAUAUUAUCCAACGGCACUUGAGGUGUACGGUCCCGAUGUUGAGACAAUCGUUCAAGAAGAAGAUGCACAACCGCUGGACAAACCGCUCAUUGAGCCCGUGAAGAAGAUGAAGUUCCAGCUGAAAGAACAAAAUUUACCGGACACAACAUAUGAAAUGGAAUUCUUGGCUGAUUUGAUGGAUACUCCAACACUGAUUCGGAAUGUGGCUCUGGUUGGUCACUUGCACCAUGGCAAAACCACAUUCGUCGAUUGUCUUAUUCGCCAAACACAUCCACAAUUCGAAAACAACGAAGAAAGAGCAUUGCGAUAUACAGACACAUUGUUCACAGAACAAGAACGCGGUGUGAGCAUUAAAUCAACACCAGUCACGCUGGUGUUGCAGGACGUCAAGGCAAAAAGCUACUUGAUGAACAUAUUUGAUACACCCGGCCAUGUGAAUUUUUCCGAUGAAACCACCGCAUCGAUGCGACUCACUGACGGUAUCGUAUUGUUUGUGGAUGCUGCCGAAGGUGUCAUGUUGAAUACGGAACGAUUGCUCAAACAUGCCGUUCAGGAAAAACAAGCCAUCACCCUUUGCAUUAAUAAGAUUGAUCGCCUGAUUUUGGAAUUGAAAUUGCCACCUCAAGAUGCAUACUUCAAAUUGAAGCACAUUAUCGAAGAAGUAAAUAGUAUUUUAAGCACCUAUUCAACAGAGGAGACACCAUUGGUGAUGUCGCCUGUAUUGGGCAAUGUUUGCUUUGCCAGUUCAUUGUAUGGCAUUUGCUUUACAUUGAAAUCGUUUGCUAAACUCUAUACAGACACCUAUCCAUCGGUGAACUACAGUGAUUUUGCCAAACGUUUAUGGGGUGACGUUUACUUCCAACCAAAAACGCGUAAAUUCACAAAGAAACCACCACACAAUUCGGCACAACGCAGUUUUGUUGAAUUCAUCCUUGAGCCGCUGUACAAGCUAUUCGCUCAGGUUGUUGGUGACGUUGACGCUGCACUCCUUGAUACUUUGUCUGAGCUGGAGAUUCGUGUGACGAAAGAAGAAAUGAAGUGUAACAUUCGGCCGCUGCUACGUUUGAUUUGCAAUCGAUUCAUUGGCGAUUUUAGUGGUUUCGUUCAAAUGUGCGUGGAGCACAUACAAUCGCCACUGGAUAAUGCGCGAAACAAAGUGGAUCAUGUGUACACCGGUCCAAAAUAUGGCACCAUGUACGAUGGUAUGGUCAAUUGUGAUCAGCAUGGUGCGUUGAUGGUUCACAGCUCAAAAAUGUAUCCAACGGAUGAUUGCACUUUCUUUCAAGUUUUAGCUCGUGUCAUGAGUGGAACACUGUAUGCCGGUCAGGAGGUUCGAGUGUUGGGUGAGAAUUAUUCGCUAAUGGAUGAAGAAGACUCACGUGUACUGCAAGUUGGACGACUUUGGAUCUAUGAAGCCCGCUACAAAGUGGAAUUGAAUCGUGUACCGGUUGGCAACUGGGUACUGAUCGAAGGUAUCGAUCAAUGCAUUGUGAAAACUUCAACCAUAACCGAAGCACAGAACAGUGAAGAGUUGUACAUUUUCCGACCGCUUAAAUUCAACACACAAAGUAUCAUUAAAAUCGCCGUUGAACCGGUUAACCCAUCAGAAUUGCCAAAAAUGUUGGACGGUCUACGUAAAGUUAACAAAUCGUAUCCACUACUAUCGACACGAGUCGAAGAGUCUGGCGAACAUGUUAUUCUUGGAACUGGAGAAUUGUAUUUAGAUUGUGUUAUGCACGAUUUACGAAAGAUGUAUUCUGAAAUCGACAUCAAAGUGGCCGACCCAGUGGUUGCAUUCUGUGAAACAGUUGUCGAAACCAGUUCGUUGAAAUGUUUCGCCGAAACGCCAAACAAAAAGAAUAAAAUCACAAUGAUUGCCGAACCAUUGGAAAAGGGUUUGGCCGAAGAUAUUGAAAAUGAGGUCGUAUCAAUUGGUUGGAAUAAGAAACGUUUGGGCGAAUUUUUCCAAGUGAACUACGAUUGGGAUUUGCUCGCCGCACGUUCGAUUUGGGCAUUUGGUCCAGAUAAUGCCGGUCCAAAUAUUUUGGUUGAUGACACACUGCCGUCUGAAGUGGAUAAAAACCUGUUGGGUGCUGUUAAGGAUUCGAUUGUACAAGGCUUCCAGUGGGGAACACGUGAAGGUCCACUGUGCGAAGAGCCAAUUCGAAAUGUUAAAUUUAAGAUUUUGGAUGCAGUUAUUGCAAAUGAACCGCUGCAUCGUGGUGGUGGCCAAGUCAUUCCAACCGCUCGUCGUGUUGCCUAUUCAGCGUUUCUGAUGGCCACACCUAGAUUAAUGGAACCGUAUAAUUUUGUCGAAGUACAAGCGCCGGCCGAUUGUGUUUCAGCCGUUUAUACAGUGCUGGCACGUCGCAGAGGUCAUGUGACACAGGAUGCACCCAUCUCGGGAUCACCAUUGUACGUAAUCAAAGCAUUCAUUCCCGCCAUCGAUUCAUUUGGAUUUGAAACCGAUCUCCGAACGCACACCCAAGGACAAGCCUUCUGCUUAUCCGUAUUUCAUCACUGGCAGAUCGUUCCUGGUGAUCCACUGGAUAAGGGCAUCAUAAUUCGACCACUCGAACCACAGCCAGCCACACAUUUGGCACGAGAGUUCAUGAUAAAGACACGACGACGAAAAGGCUUAUCAGAAGAUGUGUCUAUCAACAAAUUCUUCGACGAUCCUAUGUUGCUUGAGUUGGCCAGACAAGAUGUUCUACUCAAUUAUCCAUUAUAAUAUGUUUAAUAUUCUUCAACUUUCAAUUUGAAAAUGAAUUUUUAUUUGGUUUUAAUAAGACUCGAAAGAAAAUCCACCAUUGAACUAUAAAUAAAAUAUUCUUUUGCAAAUAA
This is a messenger RNA of Sitodiplosis mosellana (orange wheat blossom midge), 3272 nucleotides long. Its product is annotated as 116 kDa U5 small nuclear ribonucleoprotein component. Lineage: Eukaryota; Metazoa; Arthropoda; Insecta; Diptera; Cecidomyiidae. The transcript is spliced from 9 exons. Gene Ontology annotation, biological process: mRNA splicing, via spliceosome. Bases 235 to 3159 code for a protein of 974 amino acids. Gene Ontology annotation, cellular component: U2-type catalytic step 2 spliceosome; cytosol; U4/U6 x U5 tri-snRNP complex. Gene Ontology annotation, molecular function: GTPase activity; U5 snRNA binding; translation elongation factor activity. The record is from RefSeq and is a predicted model, not a curated record.